GCGGAAGGUACUGGUAGGGACUUCUCUUUGGUUGAAUUCAGCGGAUCGCUGGGGAACAAUUUACCUAUUAAAAAAGUCUAAGAGCCAGUCUCAGGAUGCAGCCACAGAACUCUGUAGAGCUCAAAAUUUUUGACCUGAAUUGCUGGGCCCUUCGCAUCCUUAGUAAGAAGCGCAAGGAGCGCCUUGCUAAGAUUGGUUAUCUAGUCAUAGAGGGGCAAUAUGACCUGGUUCUACUUCAAGAGAUCUGGAGUGACAUUGACUAUUCAGAGCUAAAACAACGCCUUUCUGUGGAAUUCCCAUAUACUCACCACUUCAAGAGUGGAGUUAUUGGAAGUGGCCUUUGUGUCUUUUCUCGGUUUCCAAUCAUGGACUGUCUUCAGCAUCAGUUCUCUCUCAACGGAUUCCCAUACAUGAUUAAUCACGGUGACUGGUUUUGUGGGAAAGCAGUAGGGCUGGUCAAAAUCAGAGUGCACGGAUUCCUGUGCCACGUCUACAUCACCCAUCUUCAUGCAGAGUAUUGUCGAGAGAAAGACUGUUAUCAAUCCCAUCGCAUCCUUCAGAGUUGGGAAUUGGCACAGUUUAUACGGCACACCUCUAGGGGAUCAGAGGUUGUGAUAUUAGCUGGAGACCUAAACAUGCAUCCAGGGGACCUUGGGCUCCGCCUUAUUCGUGAAUGGACGGAGCUUAAAGAUGCAUACACAGAAUGUUCUGAUUAUGAAGGUCCACCAAAUGGCUGUACAUUGCUUCCAAGUAACCCAUACACAAACCAACAGGAGCUGAAAAAUUUUCCUCAAGGCAUCAGAAUUGAUUACAUUAUGUACCAGUCGAAUCCAAAUGUUUCUGUGACUUGUCGUCGAGUCAACACAGGCUCUGGGAUUCCUUUAGCAGAUAUGCACUACUCCGACCAUGAGAUUGUUACUGCUACCUUGUGUCUUCAGAGGCUAUCAGGUGUCAAAAAUCAGUGUAGAGAAAAUCCUCCUGCCUCAGUGGUAUCUCCCCUUUUUACUGCUUGUUAUACUGAACUCCGCGCCGGUUUACACACAGCAGAGCGGUGGCGCACAGCUUUUGGUUAUGUUACUCUACUCCUCAUAGCAUUCCUAAUUCUGCAGUGCUCUUCCAACCUCCUCUUUCUUUUAGGGUCGACCUUCAGCUUCUUUCCCUCCACAUUUUUAACCAUACUCUUCCUUCUGAUUUCCUUCACUUCCCUUGUGCUUCAUUCAGAAGAACGACAUCAACUGCAGAGUGUCAUGGAGCAGAUGAGCUUAGUAGAAAGUGGACUUCAAGAGAAUUGAGAAUUAUCUUCAAAAGACUGAUUGCAGGGCAUUGAAUAUUCCACUUCUAAGUAUCUAUACUCCACUUAAAGGGACAGUUUACCCUAAAUUGUCCUCCUCUUUAAUUUGUUCCCAAUGAUCCAUUUUACCUGAUGGAGUGUAUUAAAUUGUUUACAAAUAGUUCCUUUGUCUUUAUAUCAGCAUUCUAAAUAGCUGAUUUUGCCUGUUGUAUCUCUAACUAUACUGAGAGUUUCUAUACUUAAAGGGACAUUAUACACUAGAUUUUUCCGUGCAUAAAUGUUUUGUAGAUAAUCCAUUUAUAUAGCCCAUACAGGUUUAUUUUUUCAAAAAUAUAUAGUUUUGGUUAUUUUUAAAUAACAUUGCGCUGUUUUUCAGACUACUAACCAAGCCCCAAAGUUUUAGGAGAAUACUGAUGUAUACCUACUCCAGCUUGCUCCUGGUUGUAAGGGUCUUUUCAUAUGCAGAGGAAGGGGGAGGGUCUUCUCUUUUUACUAUAGAACCACUUGCAGUGGGCUUUCCAGCUAACCUAUUCAACAAAGCUAAACUAGGAGCUUCUAAGUAAGUUUUUAAACAGUUUUAUACUGGAUUUUUAGAUCAGUAUCUGUGCAUAAUAUUAUUUAUAGUAGUGUCUAUUACAUGCAGUUAAAUGAAAAUUGGUGUAUACUGUCCCUUUAAGUAUAGGCUAUUGACAAGCUAUGUAAACACAGACAGCAGGAGAAUAUUACACUCCCAGGGCGGUGUAAGAAAGAAAAAAGUAUAAAAUGUUAAAUUUUCUGUUGUUGUUUUCUAAGUAUUGUAUAGAGACAGAGAUAAGAUAUGGAAUAAUUUGAGUUACAAGAUAGGGAUGUCUGAUGUCUCUUCAAGCUUAGUCUAUUUUUAUGGGUUGUGUUUCAAAGAGCAAAUCCAGCUAUUUAAUUUAUAAAAAUAAUCAUCAAGAAGCAAUUUCUCAUACAUUUACCCUGCAGCUGGUAUAACAUGGCAUUUGGAACACAUUAAGGGGAAACAAGUUUUACAAUGUCCCUUUAACAUUUUAUGACCCUCCUCUACUACCCAUUUCUAUUGAGCUGCCUUUCUUCCCUUUCCCAGAAAUGAACUUUAAAUUAUUUUACUGUUAUUUAAAUCAUCAUUUUACCUCAUUAUGAUAUAUAAAUAAUAAUUCCAGCUAAUAAUUAAUUAUUUUAUAAAAAGGAAAUUCAUAACUGCCAGAAAACAUCUACAAUAAAUCAGAAUCUUAAAAAAAAAUCAGGUUAUUUUCUAAUUAUUAACUCUUAUUUGUUGACUUUAUAAAUAAAACUUGAUACUCUAACCGUUAA
This is a messenger RNA of Bombina bombina (fire-bellied toad), 2605 nucleotides long. It is a transcript of the gene SMPD2, whose product is annotated as sphingomyelin phosphodiesterase 2. The record is from RefSeq and is a predicted model, not a curated record. Gene Ontology annotation, cellular component: cytoplasm. The transcript has 11 exons. Gene Ontology annotation, molecular function: sphingomyelin phosphodiesterase activity. NCBI's taxonomy places the organism in Eukaryota, Metazoa, Chordata, Amphibia, Anura, Bombinatoridae. The coding region runs from base 96 to 1292 and encodes 398 amino acids.